GUAGACGAUUUACAGUCGAUACACGUAUCUUCGUAUACAUAUAUCGGUUCUUUUUAUUUAAUAAAUCGUUUUUUAUCAGUUAUAUCUCCUUUUACGUGUAUUUAUUUAUAUUUUUUGUUUUUUUCUUUUUUUCUCGCAUUUUUAUUUUCUCUUUACGUUUUCUCUAAACUUUCUACAUAGGAGCAUAAAGACGUAGAGAGGGGCAAAAUCCAUACAAGAGUAGGGGAAUCAUUGAACCGAUUACAGGCAACGUCGAUGACGACAACGGCAUCGGUGUCGCAAGUCCGGAGUACGAACGAAGUAGUAGUCAAUCUUGAAGAGGGAAAAGAAGAAGAAAAACCGGUAGAUGUGACAACUUUAUCUGGUAGUACGCAGACUGUAGGGAACAUACUUGGUGGAUGUAGAAACUCUUUACCACCAACACGUUGUCAAACAAUUGGCCGUUUUCUUCGUCAAUUAAUCCUAGUCAUGCUGUUAAUAACAUUUAUCGCAGUUUCGUUGGCCUUCUUAACAUUUUACAUCGGCCACAUGUUUCUUCUACAACUUUUUGUUGUUGUGAUCGUUGCAUACUUUGUUGCUGGUGGUCGUCUAAGAUGGUUUUAUAUUGCCUUCCGUACAUUACCACGUGAUGUCAAAGGUUUGCUAAGAUAUAUUAAACUUCUUUGGUUAAUUCGUGGCCAUGAAAGAAAAAAUAAAAGCGUUGCCGAUCUAUUUCGGCAACACGUUGCACGGCAUCCCAAUAAAACGUGCAUCAUAUUCGAAGAUGAAGAAUGGACAUUCCAGCAAAUUGAAGACUUCAGUAAUAAAGUUGCAACGACGUUUAAAAAUCAUGGUUAUAAAAAAGGAGAUGUGGUAGCAUUAUUAAUGGAAAAUCGUCCAGAUUUUGUUGGAAUUUGGCUCGGUUUAAGUAAAAUAGGCAUAAUAACGUCAUUGAUUAAUAUUAAUCUUCGUAAAUCAUCAUUAUUACAUAGCAUCAACAUCGCUAAAUGUCAAGCAUUGAUCUAUAGUUCUGACUUUGACGAAGUCAUCGCGGAUAUUGUUAAUACACUCAAUGCAAAUAUAGCACUCUACAAGUAUGGAAAUGAGACAACUGUAGAAUCUACGCAAUAUUUAAAGGCAAAAAAUUUGACAAAUAUUUUAUCAGAGGUUUCUACAGUGUCACCAAUACCACAGGACAAAAGUUGUUAUCAUGACAAUUUAUUAUAUAUUUAUACCAGUGGAACUACUGGUCUUCCAAAGGCUGCUGUAAUAACUAAUUCAAGAUUUAUAUUCAUCGCUAGUGGAAUUAAUAUCAUAGCUAAAAUGAGAUCUUCCGAUAUAUUAUAUACACCAUUACCUUUGUAUCAUACAGCGGGUGGUAUUAUGUCAAUAGGUCAAGCAUUAUUACAUGGAAAUACGACUGUGAUUAGAAAAAAAUUUUCUGCUAGUGCUUAUUUCAACGAUUGCGUUAAGUACAAAUGCACGAUCGCACAAUAUAUAGGAGAAAUGUGUCGUUACAUUUUAGCAGUACCUGUAAAAUCUGAAGACAAACAACACAAUAUUCGAAUGAUUUUUGGUAAUGGACUUAGACCACAAAUAUGGAGUCAAUUUGUAGCACGUUUUAAUAUACCUCAGGUCAUUGAAUUUUAUGGUGCUACCGAGGGUAAUGCGAAUAUCGUAAACAUCGAUAAUACUGUUGGAGCUAUUGGAUUCAUAUCACGAAUUAUUACAUCGGUAUAUCCAAUAUCUAUUAUUAAAGUAAAUGCUGAAGGUGAACCAAUAAGAAAUGCCAAAGGAUUGUGUCAAGUUUGUGGUCCAAACGAACCUGGUGUUUUCAUUGGAAAAAUUAUAUCUAACAACCCGACACGAGCAUUUUUGGGAUACGUGGAUAAAAAAGCAUCGGAGAAUAAAAUCGUACGCGAUGUUUUCACUAAAGGCGAUUCUGCUUUUAUAUCUGGUGAUAUUCUUGUAGCAGACGAAUUGGGAUAUCUUUAUUUCAAAGAUAGAACCGGUGACACGUUUAGAUGGAAAGGAGAAAAUGUUUCAACGUCCGAAGUCGAAGCCAUAAUUAGUAAUUUUAUAAAUUAUAAAGAUUGUAUAAUUUACGGUGUUGAGAUUCAUGGUACAGAAGGACGAGCUGGUAUGGCUGCUAUUUGUGACGAAACAAACACAUUGAAUCUAAAACAAUUAUCAUCCAAUAUUAAAGAUCAAUUACCGUUUUAUGCUAGGCCUCAAUUUCUUCGAAUAUUAUCGAAAGUUGAUCUCACAAGUACAUUUAAAUUGAAGAAAAAGGAUUUACAAGAAGAAGGCUUCGAUCCUAAAAGAAUACAAGACAAAUUAUAUUACUUAGAUCCCAAAUUGGGAUAUCAGGUGUUAACGAAAGAAAUAUUCGAUGAAAUUCAAGGAGGAAAAAUUAAAUUAUAAAAUUGUUGCAAUAAAUGAUACAAAGAAAAAUCGAGAAUAAAUGAUAUUGAGAAGAUGACAUCUUGGAAUGAAAUCAGAAAAAUGUAUGUCAUAUGUUAUAUAUAAUGCUCUUUAUUGCUUAUAUAUGCUAUGAUAAAUCGAUUUAACUAUGCUAAAUCUUUACUAUUUACCACAUAAAUGGAGAAAGUCAAACUACUUGUUUCAUUUUUAUAUAUAUACAUAUAUACAUAUGUAUGUAUAAUAAUGAAUAGAAUGACAAAGAUAAAAUUGCUUGUCAUGUGAAUGUUUUCACAACGUACACUGUUAUAUUAUAUUACAAUAAUCUAUAUGUGGAUAUACAGGGUAGUCCAAAAUAAAAGGUCAAUAACUUCAAAGUUUGUAAUUUCAUAAAUUGUGAAUUUUAAUUAUUAAUUAAUAAAAAAAUAGAAAAAAAAAAUAAUAAUUAUAAUAAUAAUAAUUCAAAUUCGUUGAUGAUACAUGAAGUUACAAGUUUUAAAGUUAUUACCAAUUAUUUUGGACCUCCUUAUAUAUGUGUAUAGAGAUAUACCUUCGUCUAUUUAUGUUUGUACAUAACAAUUUAAUUUAAAUUAAGAAAUACAAUUUUUCCCGGUAUACCAAUAGCUUUUCGUAACAAUUGUAGUUUCCUAUGUUUCUAUUUUUUUUUUUUUUUUUUUUUUUUUUUUUUUUUUU
Vespa mandarinia (Asian giant hornet) is the source of this 3093-nucleotide messenger RNA. RefSeq names its product Fatty acid transport protein 1 (gene Fatp1). Gene Ontology annotation, molecular function: long-chain fatty acid-CoA ligase activity; long-chain fatty acid transmembrane transporter activity. The record is from RefSeq and is a predicted model, not a curated record. Gene Ontology annotation, biological process: long-chain fatty acid import into cell; long-chain fatty acid metabolic process. NCBI's taxonomy places the organism in Eukaryota, Metazoa, Arthropoda, Insecta, Hymenoptera, Vespidae. Gene Ontology annotation, cellular component: plasma membrane; endoplasmic reticulum membrane.